Messenger RNA from Sphaerodactylus townsendi, 6988 nucleotides. It is a transcript of the gene NYAP2, whose product is annotated as neuronal tyrosine-phosphorylated phosphoinositide-3-kinase adaptor 2. The coding region runs from base 951 to 3248 and encodes 765 amino acids. Gene Ontology annotation, biological process: neuron projection morphogenesis; phosphatidylinositol 3-kinase/protein kinase B signal transduction. The transcript has 9 exons. Lineage: Eukaryota; Metazoa; Chordata; Lepidosauria; Squamata; Sphaerodactylidae. The record is from RefSeq and is a predicted model, not a curated record.
UCCUUCGCCUCCUUUCUCUUCACCCGCCCCCCCAUGGGCCUAAGCGAGCGGGAACUGUCCAAGGUGCUAGAAUGCUGGCCGCUCGGCUGCUGAAUGCAAGAGGAUUGCAGAAAAAGAGGAGCACCAGAUUACUGCUUAUAGCCGAAGGUAGGCUUGCUCUUUGUUUGAGAAUCCCUGAUUAAUCAACAACAGCAUCAACAGAGAGGGAGAGGGAGAGAGAAAGAGAGAGAGAGAGACUGCCCGUAGUCACAGGGAGAGACACAGAGACAGAGAGAGACUGUUUCAGAUCUUCAGUGCUUAGGUGGCAACGAGAGAGACAGAGAGCAUCCUUUUUCUGCCGCAAGAAGCCAUUUGAAUAGGAUGCGUUCUAUCCCUUCUUUUGCUUUCUUUUGGUCUUCACAGCGUCCACUCCAAUGAGGCACCUUAGCCACCUUUGUAUCAUCGCAUAUGUUGGUGCUGUAAUCUUCCGUGUGGUGAAGUGGAUACAAAAAAAUUCCUCCCAUUUCUUUUCGGUUGGACUUCAAAGCAUGGUACUGUUGGUGCCCCCCUGAUACCUUAGCUCUCCUUUCUCUGCAUGUGGAUUUAAGAUGCCUGGUCCCAUCCUUUGCCCCGCUGCAUUUUUGAAAGUCAAACUUUAAAAGGCAAUUUUAAUCCUAUACCGAGAAGAUCUCUCUUUUAAAUACAACAAACACUACUAACUACUAGAGAUGUAGAAUUCUACAAUCUGGACAUCUUUGCCAAGAAGAUCUCAAGCACUUUAAUAGAAGAAAAAACUGAGCCAAUCUACAAAAUCUGUUUUGUAUGGUGCUGAAAUAUUCCUUCAGACUGCACUGAGAUAACCUACAGGAAAGGGCUUUUACAGACAAAAGUCACCUUUAAUUGUUGCACUUAGUGGUCCCUGAGGACUUUAAUUUUGGAAGUGUUUGCCUCUGUUUAUUAUUUUCCACAAGAUGAUGAGUUCGAAUCAGGAGGAGGUUACUUUGGGCACUUUUCUCCAAUAUAUUGAAGAUAUGGGCAUGAAGGCCUAUGAUGGCUUGGUGAUACAAAAUGCGUCUGACAUUGCUCGAGAGAACGAUCGCAUGAGGAAUGAAACAAACCUGGCAUACUUGAAAGAAAAGAACGAAAAGCGCCGGAAACAAGAAGAAGCAAUAAAACGCUUAGGUGGCGAAGUGGUGAGAGGACAUGAAGGAGGCUAUGUGGGCAAACAUUUCCGCAUGGGCUUUAUGACGAUGCCCGCUCCUCAGGACAGGCUACCACACCCUUGUUCUAGUGGCUUCACUGUGAGAUCCCAGUCACUUCAUUCGGUUGGAGGCACAGACGACGAAAGCAGCAGCUGUUCUCGCAAGCAACCACCGCCAAAACCCAAACGCGACCCCAACACCAAGCUAAGCAUAUCCUCUGAAACUGUAAAUGCUGGAACAACGAAUAAGAGCGGAAAGUUACCAGACAGGACUGAAGCGUCAUCAAAACCAAGGCCUCACAGUGAUGAAUAUACUAAGAAGAUUCCACCCCCUAAGCCAAAACGGAAUCCAAACACUCAGCUAAGUGCAUCUUUUGAUGAGACAUACAUCAAAAAGCAUGCCCCCACAAAAUCAUCUCUAAGUCGAGAUGCCUCCUUGUCACAGGUCAGCAGUCCUGCUCCAGACACAGAGGAAGAAGAACCUGUUUAUAUCGAAAUGGUUGGGAAUAUAUUAAGAGAUUUCAAAAAAGAUGAGGAGGACCAAAUUGAGGCAGUAUAUGAGGAAAUGAAGUACCCCAUCUUUGAUGAUGGAGGCCAAGAUUCAAAAUGUCCAUGUGAGUAUGACCAUCACAGCUGUUCUUCUCAGUGUGCUACUCCCACAGUGCCUGACCUUGAAUUCUCCAAGUCCUCAGUGCCAUCUACUCCCAAGGGUGUGCUUUGUGAUAUUCCCCCACCAUUUCCAAAUUUGCUUUCUCAUAGACCUCCACUCCUGGUUUUUCCACCUGCACCAGUGCAAUGCUCCCCAAAUUCUGAUGAAUCUCCUCUAACACCUCUGGAAGUCACCAAGCUUCCUGUGUUAGAAAAUGUGUCUUAUAUCAAACAGCAAGCUGGAGCUUCUCCAUCUUCACUGCCACCUCACACUCCAAGUCAUCAAAAACUGGAGAAAGACCAGUCAAUAUCUCAUGGAACUAGUACUCCAGGGCACUCCUCUUCACCUCCGCAUCCUUCUACCUUAUACAGAACACAGUCUCCACAUGGCUAUCCCAAAAGCCACUCUGCCUCUCCCUCUCCUGUGAGUAUGGGUCGGUCACUUACCCCCUUAAGUCUCAAAAGACCUCCUCCUUAUGACUCUGUACAUUCAGGAAGUCUCUCAAGAAGUUCUCCAUCAGUGCCUCAUUCUACAGCCAGAAACAUAUUGCAAGAUGGGGGGAAAAUGGUAAAUGCCUCAAUCAAUACCUAUGGGUCAUCAUCGCAGAGUGGUUCACGUUCUAGAACGCCUACCAGUCCUCUAGAGGAAUUAACUAGCCUUUUUACCUCAGGACGAAGCUUACUGAGGAAAUCCUCGAGUGGAAGAAGAUCUAAAGAGCCUGCAGAGAAACCACUAGAUGAGCUGAAGAUUCGGAGCCACAGCACUGAACCACUACCAAAGCUGGAAAACAAAGAGAGAGGAGGUCACCAUGGGACAUCUUCCUCCAGAGAGCCAAUAAAAGCUCAGGAAUGGGACGGGACACCAGGACCAACAGUUGUGUCCAGUAGACUUGGAAGGUCUUCAGUCAGUCCAACAAUGCUGGCAGGGAAUAACAGCUCGGUGCUACUCCUGUGCUGGUCCCAGAACACCAGAGACAAAAUAGAAUCUAAAGCAAGCUGCCGAUUGGGACGAUCAGCAUCCACAUCAGGUGUGCCUCCUCCUUCUGUUACUCCUCUCAGGCAAGCCAGCGAUCUGCAACCAAGCCAGAAUCAACCCCUCUGCACACCCAAUAGGAGAGGAAAGAAACCUACCCGAACCAGGAGAGAACAACCAAUUCCACAACCUAGUAAUGUACACAAUUACAGUAAAGUGGCAUGUAUGCAAUGGUUGCAUGGAGACCAUACAAUGCUGGAAAUGAUUGAGAAAAAACGUUGCCUCUGCAAGGAAAUCAAGGCUCGACAGAAAUCCGAGAAAGGAGGACUUUGUAAACAGGACAGCAUGCCCAUACUGCCCAGCUGGAAGAAGAACACAGGGACCAAGAAAUACAGUCCUCCUCCCUAUUCCAAACAACCAACUGUUUUCUGGGAUACUGCAAUAUGAUAGGAGCAUGGAGGACUGUCUUCUACACAUGGCUGCAACCUGCCAUGUCAACCCUUCUUCCUGUUAUGACAGUGGCUGGGACAUAAUUUCAGGUGAAGAACUGCCUAGGAUUCAAGCAGACCGGAGUGGUAUCCACCUGGCAAUCUGAAGCAAAUUCUAUGUCUCUCACUGAAUGAAGGCAUGCCUAGUUGGGAAGGAUUCUAUUGGAUCCAGAAAAAUAGUGAGAUGUAAAUAUUUCUGCCUUCUCUCAACAAGAAUCCUGAGUUAAGACACUCUUCAAAAAUAUAAUGCAAAAAUGUAUGAAGAAUUUUACUCAUAUGCUGUUUAACUGUUUUCUAUGUGGUACCUUUAUGCUGUCAAGGUUUUUUUAAGUUAUUUAGAAUUAUCUCACCCUGUCCAAAUUUGGUGUCCUUAUAAAAGCAUGUAGUUGUCCAUUUUUUUUGCUUUAAUGGUACAAAUGUUCAAAUUCAGCCGGUGCUAGGGCUGUAGAAGUUAUGCACCCAUAUUCAUUAGAUGCAUUUUCUGUAAUUUUGGAACAGGGAAGAGAAUAUCAAUGCAGGCUAAAAGUAUUCAUUUGGGUGUCCAAAUCAUAUUAUCAGUUUGAAAAGUAUAUUUGCUUUUAGAAAAUGGUAUUAAUUAAUGGCAAAUCAUAACAAUCUGUCAAGUGUGGCUGUCAGACAACCUCCGAGAUAAACCUCAUUAAAAUUACUACAGUGUUUGAGCGACUGUACUGGGAGGCUCUGAUCCAAAAUCCUUGGGUGUAAAAGCAGUGUAGAGUUAUUUCCAACAGAUACUGCUAUCUGCAAGAGGGAAGCAGGUAGAGAGAAGGCAUAUGGGAUACAGUGCCCCAACUCUUUCACAAAAGCUUAUCAGGACUGACAUAGUUGAUCCUUGGCCUUUGGGCUAAGAUCACGUGCAGUAUCAGUUUAGGGAGCAAGCCUAAGCAAGUCUACUUGGAAAUAAGUUCUAUUUUAUUCUGUGGGUCUUGCUCACAGGAAAGGGUUCUUUGGGUUGCAACAUCAGUAUAGCAGAAUACAAAGGUGGCAAGAGCACCACUUGAACAAAUGGAUUAAUAGUGUACCGCCUGACAGAGAAGCAGGCUUCAGCAAAUGGAUUAAUUCAGCUGGAUCAGGCCCAAUUUACUGAGUGUUGCUGGCAGGGUUAAGUUGCCUAAAAUGCACAUUCAGUUUGCUGCAGAAAGGUUAUUGAAUGAUGGAGAACUCUUCCUUCUUCUAUCCAGAUGAUUUGCGGAGACCAGGGUUCACUGUGACUAAAGACUGUAUAUCCCAUGAUAAAGUUAUUCUGUGUUUAGCAAGUCAGAGUUGUGAUAAUGCAGCUAUAAUGGCUAUCCUCAUUUGUCUUUAGUCCCUGAAAGUAACAGUAACAAAAUCUGUUCACGUUGUUUCACAUUACUUUUAUAAAAUAUAUAUAUAUAUAUAUAUAUAUAAAUAACUAUAUAUAACAAUAGUAUCCUGUGUCGCGUUAGUAUGAAUAAUUGUAAAGUCUCACUAAAGUUAAUGGAAAUGGUAGACUUCAUCUUGGAAAGUCUGAUCCUUUGGAUUGGGUCUGUAGAGCACAUUUCUCUCGAGUAACCAUUGUCAUGUUCCUGGUUGAUCCUGUAAUUGGGUCAUAGUCCUCUGUGACAUCACACCCAUCUUACUAGACUAUAAUGUCAUGACCAAAGAAUUAUGACCUCUUGGUUUUAACAGGAGAAAGAGAUGGUUUAUAUGCUAAACAUGAGGGUGAGAUCUGUGCAUUAAUGUAUCUUCCAGAAGGCACUGUGUAGGGUAAGAAGGGGGAAAAAAUCCAUAUUGCGGUAGAGUUCAUGUGAUCAUAUAUAUUUUGUAUAUUUAAAUUUUUAUCUAUGCUUCUAAACGUUCGGCAGCAUAAAAGGUUCCUCUUUUAACAAUCAUUUUAAGAAUUAUUAUAUUCUCUGAGAAGAGGAAAAAAAUACAUGUGUCAUUUGAACUUAUUGUCAUAUUGGCUUUUCUUUUCAAAUGAUAUUGACAGCGAUGCCACUCGGGCACUCACUGAUCAAUAAGACCAAAAAUAAAGCAAAAUGUUAGUAGGUUAUUUUGUAAUCUAUAUUGCUAAAAUUGAUUAUUACUUUAUCAAUAGUAGUUUCUUUCCAGACUGGAAUAAAAAAAUAAAGUUUUUAAAUAUUUUAUAACUAAUGUAUAUUUUGAUGUCCAAAUUGACAAUUUCUGUAUAAGAAAGAGAGAAAAAGAAAGUGUGGGGGCUUAUAAGUGUGUCUAGUAGGUAUUUAAGUAUUGUUAUUUAUGUUUAGUAGCAACACAAAGAUAUAAACUUGGGUAUAUGUGCAUAUCACCACAUGUUGUGCAUUUGCAACAGCUGGAAUGGGUAUGUCGUUCAAUAUGUUGCUAAUGAGGGAUGUAAAAUGGUAUAGUAUAGCCUGAUUUUGUCAGAUCGCGGAAGCUAAGCAGGGUUGGUACUUGUAUAGGAGACCCCAAGGAAGACUUUGCAGAGGAAGGCAAUGGCAAGCCACCUCUGGUUCUCACUUGCCUUGAAAGCCCCUUGUUGUGGUCAUCAUGAAUCAGCUGAGACUUGAUGGCACUUUACAUGAAUCCAUGUUGUUUAUGUGCAGCUGCUCCAAGUCAGCAAUGUUGGAUUCACAAUCUGGGGCCCUUAAUCUGUUAUAUUCUGGAUUUGGUAAUUUAGCAGAGUGCACAAAGGCUAUAGUGCGAAGCAAAGCCCAUCCAGUCUCCGUGUGUGUCAGAAACAACAUUAUUUAGACCCACUUGUCUAAUCAAACUAAUAUACUUCAUUUAUUGUAGGAACUCCAUUUCUGGGUAGGAUAGACUAAAUAUAGUUUCCCAAUCUCGUCUCAUGGUUGCAAGACCAAGAAGUAUGCAUGAGAAUAGAGGUGUGAGAAGGAGGAAGGAAGUGUUUCUGAGAGUUGCAGUCUGCAUAUCAAAGAAUAGUGUCAGAGCAAUAGAGAAAGGAUGCCCAGUAUCUUGACCCCUCUGUCUUUCUGAUUCUCUAGUCAAGUCUCCUGCUGAAGUUUGAGGUGAAGAGACAGCACAAUGCCCUUCACUUCUAACAAGCAAUGACACAGUUGUUCAGAGGAAUCAGGUUCUGAAAAGUGUACACAAGGUCCUUCCCAUAUAACAGAAAUAAAGUGUCCUGAAGAUGUUUUUAAAAGAUCUGUUUUGGCUUUUUGAGUUCCCAUAGUCAGCUAAACCGGUCCUUUUUUCCCACCUGUUGGCCUAUGGAGCUCUGGGCAGUUUCAGAGUUGUGCUGCUACAAAAAUUCUGCCUCCACCAAUUUCCAUGUAAAAAGGAGAUGAACAAAGUUUGUUUUGCCUAGCGAUCCCGCACACGUGUUGUUUUUCCUUAUUUUUGUUUUGAGGGAAAUGUCUGCAAAGCUACAAUGACACAAAUAUGCACAUCUUGCAGCUUGUCUAAUUGUGAUGUCGUAGCUUCGCAAACAUAACAAAAAACAAAACAAAGCAAAAAGGAUAUGCACACAGGAUCACAAGGCAAACAAUCUUUACUCAUCUACUUUUUACACAGAACACACAUGUGGAUGAGCUGCAAGCAGAGGAAGCCUCCAUGGGGAAUCUUCAUGGAGAAUCUCUACUGUAGUACGCAAAAUGACUGGUGUGACUGGCAAAAGUGAAAGUCAGAGGUUUGGAGAGGAGAAAUAAAACACUUCCUGCCUGCUCUUGUUUGCUCAACAGGCAGGAAACAUCUUCAACUUGGAUUGGGGGGAAAGAUCAC